Molecule: messenger RNA, 1501 nt
Organism: Ylistrum balloti
Lineage: Eukaryota; Metazoa; Mollusca; Bivalvia; Pectinida; Pectinidae
Product: hydroxyacyl-thioester dehydratase type 2, mitochondrial-like
Exons: 4
Coding region: 102-563 (153 amino acids)
Source: RefSeq, a predicted model, not a curated record
GCUGGUUAGGCAAGGAUCGUUCUUUCAGAUAUAUGGCAUGAUAACUUAGGCCUAUUGGUGGACGACUUUCUUAAUAAGUAUUCCAUUUACUUAGAAAUAACAUGGCACCACUGACUUUGCUGUCUCAUAUCAGACGGACAUUCUCUACAACCAGUUUACAACCAGGCAGUAAAGCUUCGUUGACGAAAGUUUUCACAGCAGCUGAAGUACAAACCUUCUCUGAGAUAAGUCAGGACAAAAAUCCUAUUCACAUCGAUCCAGAAUAUGCUGCAAGUACCCGAUUCGGAAAAUGUAUUGUCCACGGCGUCUUGCUUAACGGUUUGCUGUCGGCUGCGUGCUCAACCAAGCUACCAGGACCGGGUGCUGUAUACCUAUCUCAGGAACUAAGAUUUGUGGCCCCAGCUUUCCUAGGUGAGUCUGUGACAGCUGAAGUUGAAGUAAUGAAUAUAGAAAGACUGGUUAUGACUUUAUCAACGAUCGUUCGAGAAACCGAUACCCGGAAGGUGUUGUUGGAAGGAUCAGCCAAGCUCAUGAUACCGAAACAUUUAGCUAGGGGGAGGUAACUCUUGUGAACUUGACUGUCCGACUUUUCCUUCUGGUGCAACUAUCGUGUUCCUUUCGGAAUCAGACGUGGGAUAUCUAGGAUUGAUUUUAGUAAAUUCAUUAGACAAACCAUCGAAAAUUGUAAUAUUUUGUUUUUGUUGAAUAUAUUCAACUAGUUUUAAAGACAUGAAUAAAUGGUGAAAUAUUCCCUCCAGGAGUACUUAAUUAUAGAACCCUGCAUGCCAAGUUUUAAUUCAUAUGAAUAGUACCACGAUUCAAAAGAUACUAAUGCAUUUAUUGAUAAGAUAAGUCCGAUAAGCUGAAAAAGCAGGUUACCUGUAUCAUUACGAUGUUUCUUCCUCUUCAUGUAAUGAUAAGAUUUAAUAUUGAUUCCUCUUACCCUUCUGUGGAAUCUGUUUGAUGGAGAUUUAAUCAAUAUUUUGAUUUCCUUGACUCGUCCUCUUUAUUCCGACACUGUAUGGGGAAAGUUGAUUUGUUAUUUGGCCUAGAUGUUAACAUUAAAAUAUCUCUUUCAGGAACAAUAGAAUGUUGUCCACGCACCAGUUGUACUCCUAUGGUUACGACACUAAAUGGGUGGUAGCACAGGCCAUGUGGACCUUUUUAAGUUUUUAAUCCGAUUUCAUGGGCAGUCACUCAAGUGCUCAAAUACCGCCCACUUUUAUUUAAUGUUGUAUACGGUAAAAUUCCAUUGUUCUUGAAAGAGAUUCUUUGUAUGGCAUUGUGCUAUUCACUGAUUAGACUUUAGUACAUUUGUACAGAAGCAAUCGACUUUUGACAACCAUUAAGUAUCCACGACAUAUGAAAGAUUCGAUCUUUCGUUUCAUUAAAAUGUUAAUAUUAUAGUUUGAAUGUGUUUAGUAUGAGGAGUUUGUGAAUGUUAUUGAUUGUUUUAUCAAAAGAUAAAUAUGUGUGAAUAAAUGUUUGUUUAUAAAAGUUU